ACAGGAAAUGAUCUGUAUAACUACGAGGAAAAAUAUCCCGAAGAUGCCACUUAUGAAGAGACAACACCAAAUGCGAGGGUCUGGAAAACGUACGAAGAUGAAAGUAGGAUCCACGACGCCAACAUGGUAGAAGAAUCCCGGGAUAACGUCGACGUAAUGCUUGUUUUUGCGGGUCUUUUCUCGGCGGUCGUGACGACUCUCGUCGUUCAAACGUCGCAGAGUUUGCAGCCGAAUUAUGCUGCCAUGUCGGCAUCUCUGCUCUAUGAAUCAGUCCUUGUUCAACGUGCCAUUGCCAACGGUUCCUCGGUCGACAUCAUUGCUCCAUCCCCUCUUAGCCCUAACAUUGCCUUCGUGCCUGCAACCACAGACGUCUGGGUGAACGGGCUGUGGUUCACGAGUCUGUUCCUCAGCCUUUCGACAGCACUCUUCGCCGUUCUCAUCAAGCAAUGGCUCCGCCACUAUGUCAUUCUCCCAUCCGGAACCCCGCGCGACCGUGCUUUUACUCGUCAGUUCCGAUAUGAUGGGUUGAAAAAGUGGCGUAUUCAGGCACUCAUAGGGUUCCUCCCUCUUCUUAUGCACCUCGCGCUCGCUAUCUUCUUUGCGGGAUUGGUGAUUUUCCUACGUUCACUA
Messenger RNA from Desarmillaria tabescens, 630 nucleotides. RefSeq lists its product as uncharacterized. The transcript is spliced from 2 exons. Lineage: Eukaryota; Fungi; Basidiomycota; Agaricomycetes; Agaricales; Physalacriaceae. The annotation marks the transcript as partial. The record is from RefSeq and is a predicted model, not a curated record.